Molecule: messenger RNA, 921 nt
Organism: Biomphalaria glabrata
Lineage: Eukaryota; Metazoa; Mollusca; Gastropoda; Planorbidae
Product: ganglioside GM2 activator-like
Exons: 4
Coding region: 73-720 (215 amino acids)
Biological process (GO): ganglioside catabolic process; lipid transport
Cellular component (GO): cytoplasmic side of plasma membrane
Molecular function (GO): lipid carrier activity; enzyme activator activity
Source: RefSeq, a predicted model, not a curated record
ACAUCUGUGUGGUAUCUCUGAGAAACUUAUCUGUAUCUCCCACUGGUUAUAAUCAGUGUUUAGUGUAAGAUCAUGGCCUCUGUCAAGUUGUUAGUUUUGUUCUCUCUAGGCUGUUAUGCCGUUUCUUCUGAACCUUUGUAUGUGUUGAGUCAGCUUGAACAGACUGCCCAUCAGGAGUUUAAGGCACUAGUUAGUACCUUGUUGCUGGGGAAGAAACUGGAACAUUCUUUUCACAAGGAACAUAGAAGCAGACUCAAGUCUUUCUCCUUUAAGAACUGUGCCAACCCGCAAGAUGAGAUUCUGGUACCAAGCAACAUUAAUGUUACGCCAGACCCCAUCAGUAUACCUGGAAACAUCACCAUCUCUGGAGGGCUCUUAAUCAACAAGCCUUUUGGGGCGCCAUUAAUUACAGAUAUCGUGGUUGAAAAGGAAGUAUUUGGUCACUGGAUCAAGAUCCCGUGCAUCGACAACAUAGGCUCCUGUACAUACCCGGACAUGUGUGCCACUGUCAACGUCCAGAACUGUCCACCCCAGUUUAUUAACGUUGGUCUUCCUUGCAAAUGUCCAUUCCCGGCGGGGAACUUCAAUAUCCAACCCUUCGAUGUCAACAUCAAUAGUGAUCUACCUUUCAAAAUAAGUGGAGGGGUCAAAGUUCAGAUUAAUGCAACGUUCAACGGUGCCCUAGUGACCUGCGUUGCGUUGGAGUUAGACCUGGCCUGAACAGCCUGAACUUACUCAAACAUUGCUUGUUGUUUUUUAUUUCAAUCUCUAAUAUCUGAAACAUGUUCUGCAUAUUUGUAUUACUAGCUGUAUAAUAUCCUUACAUGUUAAGGUACUGCUUCCAGAUCCUAGGUUUAAUAACCUAGAUGCUUGUGCAUUUUACAUUUGUCAAUGCCUCGUAAUAAAAUAUAUUGUCUUUCA